AUGUCGAAUGUAUCUUACCACGUCUCCAAUUUGUUGGAGAAAAUGACAUCAACUGAUAAAGAUUUUAGGUUCAUGGCUACAAAUGAUCUUAUGUUGGAGUUGCAGAAGGACAGCAUCAAGUUGGACGAGGACAGUGAGAGGAAGGUGGUGUCCAUGCUCCUCAAACUACUGGAGGACAAGAAUGGAGAGGUGCAGAACCUAGCUGUCAAAUGCCUGGCCCCUCUGGUAAGCAAGGUGAAGGAGUACCAGGUGGAGACGAUGGUUGACACAUUGUGUUCCAACAUGUUGUCAGACAAGGAGCAGUUGAGAGACAUCUCCAGCAUGGGACUCAAGACUGUCAUAGCUGAGUUGCCACCAUCGUCUUCAGGUUUGACACUGACAGCCAGUGUGUGUAAGAAGAUUACCUGUCAGUUGAUUGGUGCAAUGGGUAAACAGGAAGACGUGUCAGUUCAGUUGGAAGCCCUUGACAUUCUAUCGGACAUGUUGGGAAGGCUGAGCGGGGCACUGGUCAGUUUCCAUGGCUCUCUUCUCUCCAGCCUGCUACCACAGCUGACAAGCCCCAGAAUGGCAGUUAGGAAGCGCUCCAUCUUGGCUCUUGGUCACCUGGUACCUUGCUGUAGCCCCGCCCUCUUCUCCCAGCUUACUGAACACCUAUUGGUUGAGCUGGCCAAGGGCCCUCCCACUUCAUUGACCCGAACAUACAUCCAGUGUCUAGCAACCGUCAGCCGCCAAGGAGGGUCUCGAGUCGGGGAGCACUUAGAGAAGCUGAUUCUCAUGGUGGUGAAGUUCACUGGUGUGGAGGAUGAUGAACUGAGAGAACACUGCUUCCAGGCCUUCGAAGCCUUUAUACGCAGAUGCCCAAAGGAGAUGUCACCCCAUGUUAAUACAGUGCUAAAGCUGUGUCUUAACUUCAUGACCUUUGACCCCAACUAUAACUAUGACGUUGAUGACGAGGAGGAUGAUGAUGGCAUGGACAUAGAGGAUGGGUUAGACCAAGGUGUGUAAUCAGAUGAUGAGUACAGCGAUGAUGACGACAUGAGCUGGAAGGUUCGCCGCUCUGCUGUCAAAUGUCUGGAGGCGCUGAUCGCCACACGCAGGGACCUCCUCCUCUCUUUUUACUCCUCUGCCUGCCCCGCCCUCCUGGCCCGAUUCAAGGAGCGUGAGGAGAACGUACGGGCAGACAUCUUUGCAGCGUUUGUGAUGCUGCUGAGGCAGACGCGGGCAGGGUCAACUCACCAGAUCCUUAUGGCGGCCAGAGUGGACAAGGGGGUGACUAGGGAAGAGGAACCAGCAGUCGCUAUGCUAAAGAAACAGGUACCCGUGAUAGUGAAGUCUCUCCACAGGCAGCUGAAGGAGAAGAGUAUCAAAUCAAGACAGGGCUGUUUCUGUCUUCUCAGUGAACUGGCCCAUACAGUACCUGGAGCCCUGGAGCAUCACAUCCCUGCCUUAAUACCUGGCAUUGUCUUCUCCCUGACAGACAAGGCCACUUCCUCCACUAUGAGGAUUGAAGCACUUUCCUUCCUCAAUAUCCUCCUUCUCUCCCAUCCUCCCCAAGCCUUUCAGCCACACAUACAGGUGCUGGUGCCCCCUCUGGUGGGGUGUGUGGAUGACAGCUUUUACAAAACCAGCUCAGAGGCUCUGCUGGUCACCCAGCAGCUGGUGAAGGUGAUGAGACCACUGGAUCAGCCCCCCACAGCAGGAGGAUUUAACCCCAAACCCUUCAUAAAAGACGUAUUUUCUGCAACCUUGAAGAGGCUGAAGGCCACAGACAUUGACCAGGAAGUGAAAGAAAGGGCUAUUUCUUGUAUGGGUCACAUGGUGUGUCACCUUGGUGACCAUUUGGGGGCUGAGCUAUCAGGUGUUUUGGCAAUCCUCCUGGAAAGGCUGAAGAAUGAGAUUACCAGACUGACAGCAGUUAGGACGGUAACACUCAUCUCAUCCUCACCCUUAAAGAUUAACUUGUCUUCCAUCCUGCCCGAGGCUUUGCCUGUGUUGGGGUCCUUCUUGAGGAAAAACCAGCGGGCGCUGAAGCUUGGCACACUUGAAUGCCUCACAGCCCUGGUCAGCCACCAUGCCUCCAAUAUCAAACCUGCUGCGCUGGAGCCCGUUCUGGCUGAACUGCCCUCCCUGGUGGAUGAGAGUGACAUGCACGUAUCACAGGUAUCCAUAACCUUGCUGACAUGCAUUGCCAAAGCUUGCCCUUCCUCCCUGGCUAAGAUCACAUCAUCUUUGUUACCGGGGAUAUUCAGACUAGUCCAUUCUCCACUGCUCCAAGGGGGUGCACUGGCAGCCAUAUUAGAGUUUCUGCAGGUGUUGGUUCUGUCCAAAACCAGUAACCUGGGCUAUAGCCAGUUGUUGAAGUUCCUAACAGGGCCCUUCCACAGUGCUAAGGCCCAUCCAGAGAGCCCUGCCAUACACAGGCAGUCCUACCACUCUGUGGCCCGCUGUGUGGCUGCACUGUCUGCCGCAUGCCCCAAAGAAACACCGGGCAUGGUGGCUGGACUUAUGCAGGAGAUGAAAAACCCUGGGUCCCCUGAGCCAGCCCGUGUUUUGGCCCUGCUGUGUCUGGGAGAAGUGGGGAGGAGUGGGAGUCUAGGAGGGAGUAAGGAGUUGCAGGGAGUCAUCCUGGAGGCAUUCUCCUCCACCAGUGAGGAGGUGAAGGCAGCUGCAUCCUCUGCUUUAGGCAGCAUGGCGGUGGGCAGUCUUAAUGACUACCUGCCCUUCCUGCUGAAGGAAAUCAGCUCGCAGCCGAAAAGACAAUACCUAUUUCUGCAUUCUCUCAAAGAAGUCAUCAGUGCCUGUCCAGCCUGUAGUCUGUCACCCCAUGUGGAGUCUAUAUGGGCUUUACUGUUUCAGAACUGCCAGUGUCAGGAGGAGGGCACCAGGAACCUGGUGGCUGAAUGUCUGGGCAAACUGACCUUAGUCAACUCUGCCCAACUCCUUCCCAGGCUUAAACAGCAACUCAAUAUCGGCUCUCCUCUGGCACGCAGUACUGUAGUAACAGCUGUCAAAUUCACUAUUGUUGACCAGCCUGCACCCAUAGACGCCCUCCUUAAAGACUGCAUAGGGGACUUUCUGAAGACUCUGCAGGAUGGUGACAUCAAUGUACGCCGUGUCGCACUGGUGAUGUUCAAUUCGGCAGCCCAUAAUAAGCCAUCCCUGAUCCGUGGUCUGUUAGCAACCGUGCUGCCUCACCUCUAUAAGGAGACACAGAUCAGGAAGGACCUCAUCAGAGAGGUUGAGAUGGGUCCGUUUAAGCACACAGUGGAUGACGGUUUGGACGUACGUAAGGCGGCAUUUGAAUGCAUGUACACUCUACUGGACAGCUGUCUGGACGGGCUGGACGUGCUGGUGUUCCUGGACCAUGUGGAGGAAGGACUCAAAGACCACUAUGACAUCAGGAUGCUCACCUUCUUGAUGCUGGCCAGACUAGCCUCUCUGUGUCCCACUGCUGUUCUUCAAAGACUGGACAGACUGGUGGAACCACUUAAAGCUACAUGCACCUCAAAGGUUAAGGCCGGCUCGGUGAAACAGGAGUUUGAAAAACAGGAGGAGCUCCGGCGUUCGGCUAUGCGCGCUGUUGCCGCCCUGUUAGCAUUGCCCGAGGUGGAGAACAGCCCCAGCAUGGCUGACUUCGCCAACCAGAUCAGAACCAAUGCAGACAUGGCGUCCAUCUACCAGAGCGUCCAGUGUGGGGAGGGUGGCAGUUUCGGGCAAGCAGAGAGCAUGGAUAUGAGCUAAACCUGGAUUCUUGACUUACACUCGAAAAACAAUUGGCCCUUUUAAUAACUAUUUACCAUGUGACACCUUUCCAAUGCUUGUGAAAUCGGUACUUAAAACAUAUAGACAUCACUCAGCAGAUACACAUCACCCAUCAUCAUCAACCAUCAUUUUUUAAAUCACCUUUCCUUUAUCAGGUCUUACAUUUCCAGCUGAUUACACAGAGCCGUCAGUGUAUUUUUUCAACCGCAUUUGCGUAUUUCCCACUAGAAAUAUUUCGAUUUUAAUUGGGAAUACAAAAUUAAAAACCACACUUUCCAUUUUAAUGUGUGGUAACUGACAGUCUAUUUAUUCAACAAAUAGAUUAUUUGAUAAGUGGAUAUCACAAUAAAUGUGAUUACUAAGCUGAACCUCUGUGUUCCAAAAAGUGGGAAUUUGAAUUUUACCAGUUUAACACUAGGAUGACGGUGUCUUUCAAACAUUAUUUUAACUGCCUGAGCUAUAAAAGGACGACACUUCAAUCAGGGCUUUGAAAUCAGAACUAAGUUUAUCAGAUUGUAGGAAUAUUUACUUUUCUCAAGUCCACCUAGCCUGGCUUCAUCCAGCUGUUGCCUCCUCUCGGUUCAUUUGUCAUACCGGUCCCAGGAUGAUGUUCCAAGAAAUGAUCAGAAAAAUCGACGACAGAAAUAACAAAAGAAAAAAAACCUGCAACAAAAAUCAGAGCCAUGAUAUCCGUUUUACUAUGGCAGUGGAAUAAAUAAAAAUAUUCAUCAUCACCUA
Lampris incognitus (smalleye Pacific opah) is the source of this 4500-nucleotide messenger RNA. RefSeq names its product cullin-associated and neddylation-dissociated 2 (putative) (gene cand2). The transcript has 24 exons. Gene Ontology annotation, cellular component: nucleus. Gene Ontology annotation, biological process: protein ubiquitination; SCF complex assembly. The record is from RefSeq and is a predicted model, not a curated record. Lineage: Eukaryota; Metazoa; Chordata; Actinopteri; Lampriformes; Lampridae.